Molecule: messenger RNA, 976 nt
Organism: Ipomoea triloba (trilobed morning glory)
Lineage: Eukaryota; Viridiplantae; Streptophyta; Magnoliopsida; Solanales; Convolvulaceae
Product: actin-related protein 2/3 complex subunit 4
Exons: 9
Coding region: 279-788 (169 amino acids)
Biological process (GO): Arp2/3 complex-mediated actin nucleation; actin filament polymerization
Cellular component (GO): actin cytoskeleton; Arp2/3 protein complex
Molecular function (GO): actin filament binding
Source: RefSeq, a predicted model, not a curated record
ACAAGAAAAAAGCAUCAAGAGACAAAGUCAUCAAUUUCAUCACCUUCCGCCACUGCCGUCCUCCUUCACGCUGUAAAUCACUGCCAGUUUCUCAACCGCUUUCGUCCUUUGAGCUCCUCCAUCCUCUGCGUUCUCUCCGUUGUAUUAUCAGAACCUUGACCAUUAACAACUGCAUCUUGACCAAAGUUCUAUUCGGUUCUUAACGUGUACUCGGGGACACACUGAGCUCAUCAAAGUAAAUCUUUGUCAGCCUCGAGACGGUCAUCUUUCUUUUUCCGAUGGCAAACUCAUUGCGGUUAUAUCUGACGUGCAUAAGAAACACUCUUGAGGCCGCCAUGUGUCUCCAGAACUUCCCUUGUCAAGAAGUUGAAAGGCAUAACAAACCAGAGGUUGAACUAAAGACCAGCGCAGAACUUCUACUUAAGCCUGUUUUGAUUUGUCGAAAUGAAGCUGAAAGGUGCUUGAUAGAAACAUCUAUUAAUUCACUGAGGAUAAGCCUCAAGGUAAAGCAGGCAGAUGAGCUUGAAAACAUAUUAGCAAAAAAGUUCCUCAGGUUUUUGUCAAUGAGAGCCGAGGCAUUUCAGGUACUUAGGAGGAAGCCAGUACAGGGCUAUGAUAUUAGUUUUCUCAUAACUAAUUAUCAUUGUGAAGAGCUGCAGAAGCCGAAACUUAUUGAUUUUAUAGUACAGUUCAUGGAGGAUAUCGAUAAGGAGAUCAGUGAACUCAAAUUGUCAGUAAACACACGAGGGCGGCUUGUUGCUACCGAGUUUCUAAAGCAAUUUGUCUGAUGUUUAAUGAGAUUGCAAUGCAUUUAGUUAUAGCAUCAAGUGGAAGAUCUGAUCUGUUUUGGUCAAUGUGUAUUCCUUUAAAGCUUUCUCAUGCAUUUCUAAAGAUACAAGUGCUUCAUAUAGCACACCCUUCUAAAGAGACAAGUUAAUAGUGUAUUAUAGAUUUGUGAAGUUACCAGUCUCCUACA